Messenger RNA from Hemiscyllium ocellatum (epaulette shark), 1244 nucleotides. Its product is annotated as histamine N-methyltransferase-like. The coding region runs from base 151 to 819 and encodes 222 amino acids. The transcript is spliced from 6 exons. The record is from RefSeq and is a predicted model, not a curated record. NCBI's taxonomy places the organism in Eukaryota, Metazoa, Chordata, Chondrichthyes, Orectolobiformes, Hemiscylliidae.
CAGAACUACUCAAGUUGUCUUUUAUUGAUAGCCAUCUACGUUAUUGCCUGGGACGACCCAAAAAGUGGCAUCUAAUGAGAAUCAGUUUGCAUUGGGAAAAAAGGAGGCUCCAGUCUUAAUGUCCUGGGAGUGGGAAGUGGUUCAGGUAAAAUGGACCUUGAAAUACUUGGCAAAAUUCAGUCCAAACAUCCAGGCUUUUUCAUUCAUAAUGAGGUGGUGGAACCUAAUCCUCAACACAUUUCUAAAUAUAAAGCACUUGUGAAAGAAUGGAAUCCAGGUCCAAAUAUUUCCUUCACCUGGAACCAGAUGACCUCAGGAGAAUAUGAAAAGCAAAACAAGAAAAGGAAUGAAAGUAAAAAAUUUGAUUUCAUUCACAUGAUUGAGAUGUUGUAUUAUGUAGAAAGUUUGCACGAUACCAUCACGUAUUUUCACAGCCUUCUGGAAACUAAUGGCAAACUUCUAAUAGUACAAACUGCAGAUGACGGUGGCUAUCAUUCACUUUGGAGAAAAGCUGGAUCCCGGUUUCUCAGCAGUUGCCUUUUUCUUGAUGUCCACAAAGUCCUUGAUGAAAUGAGAAUGAAGUAUCAUAUCUAUGAGCUUUCUUCUAUCUUUGAUAUCACAGAGUGUUUCAUUGAAGGAAAUGAAAAUGGAGAACUUCUGUUGGAUUUCCUUACACACAUAGUAGAUUUCAGGAAAACCGCUCCAGCAGAUCUGAAUGCUGAAGUUCUUCAAUGCUUACGCCAGCCUCAAUGCUCAAGGGAGGAAAAUGGGAAAAUACUUUUCAAUAAUAAUUUGCAUUUCAUAGUGAUUGAUUAUUAAUUGUAUUUCCAUCAGUCAGUAAUUAUUUAAUUAUCUCCACCUCAAAUAUUCUUAAUAGUUUUGUGUUCUUACUUCAGAACUGUUUAACAUCAAUUAAUUAUGAAGUUAUACCAUUAUCCAUGUGUCAAAUUAAUCCACUAACUGCUUUCAAAAUUACAAAACAAAUCUUUGAAAGAUUAAAAUUAAAAAUUCCUGGCUUCUAAAGGAUUAACUUCUAGCCAUGUCAUCUCGAUGAAUCUUAAAAAUGACUAUUCAAAACACAUUGUCAGGUGGUUUGAAGCCAUAAGUUCCUUUUGUAAACUUCAUAUAAGGAAUGAUAACAGGGAUUUCCAUUGCUACAAUGUAUAUUCAUUUGCAUGAGUUCUACUUCUUUAUUAAAUUGAAUUGUAUAAUGCAACUGAUUAUUUACUCAGUAAUAGUUUUGA